ACCCUACAAGAGGAUGAGCGACCCCAUUGACGAGCCUAUCAAGCAGGCAGCGGACGAGUUCGACUCCGAAUCUCCCGAAAAUCGAGGCCAGCAGUCGAAACGAAAAAACUCUGGAGACCUUGGAGAAGAACAUGACUAUACAAAUCCGAAUCGGUAUUGGUUCGAAUCAACAGCAUGUCCUCUUAUUGCUGGUACCUUCGGGCCGAUGGCAUCCGCCUUUUCUAUAUGCGCCUUGUCUUCCAGUUGGAGAGUGUACAUACCGCCCGGAGGUACUGUCAAUAACUCAACUACCAUUGAUGACCCGAAAUGGUUGCUUGCGAUCAACGCCGUCUCACUAGUGCUCGCUCUCCUUGCGAACGGCGCCUUGUUACUGAACAUGGCCCAUCGUCUGCGAUUCUCGAUAGCCCAGCCGAUCACCAUCGUUGGCUUCAUUGUCUCUUCUGGACUUCUCAUUGCGGAUCUUGCUGCUUUGACCGUGUCUCAUACUUAUCAGCUUCCUACGAGCUCCCCUGCAGCACCCCGCGCUCGUCAUGCCCUGACGUCUGCCUUCUACUAUGCAAUCAUGGCUGCUGCUAUUUAUCUGAUCAUUGCCAUGCUCAUGUGUUUGACGGUCUAUGGUGCUUGGAAAGGGCACUAUGCGAGACAAUUCAAACUGACCGCAGCACAGCGGACCUUGAUGCUGCAGACAAUGAGCUUUUUCACCUACCUCCUGCUCGGUGCUCUGGUAUUUAGCCACGUCGAGAAGUGGGAACAUCUGGAUGCUGUGUAUUGGGCAGAUGUGACGCUGCUUACUGUCGGUCUUGGAGACUACACGUACGUUCUCAUCGUCUUUGCAGAGUUUGCGAAGCUACAACUGAUGCAUAACUUCUCAGACNCAAAAACGCACACCGGCAGAUCUCUGUUCAUCCCGUACGCCAUUGGUGGCAUCGUCAUCCUCGGUCUUGUCGUCGGCUCCAUCCGAACCUUGGUCCUAGAACGAGGCCAAAAGAAGAUAUCCGCCAGAAUGAUGGAGAAAAAGCGACUCCGAGCCGUCAAUAGUGUUAACGAUGGCAAGCAACGAAUGCGUGUGAGCCGCUUCCAAACAAUGAAGUUUGUGGAAAGCUACACGAAUGCUGCUCAGAAGAGAGAGCAAGAGUUCAAAGCGAUGAGAAGAGUUCAGGAAUGUGCUGAGAGGGACCGCAAGUGGGUUGCUUUGGCCGUGUCUACGACAGCUGCUUUCACGUUGUGGCUUGUCGGUUCUGCUAUCUUUCAUGUUGCCGAGAGAGACCAGGGCUGGACCUACUUCCAGACGAUGUACUUUACCUACGAAUGUCUGCUCACGGCCUUCUUCAUCCUUUGGUCGCUCUUAGCCGUACCCACCCUUACGAUUCUCAUCUCAGACAUGGGCGACACAGUGGUCCAACUCUUCUCCAACGCAACUGAAUGGAUUGGUUCUUUGACCGUUCUUCCUUCUGAACAAGGCAUUAGAUCUGCCCUUAACCAAGCCUGGCUCACUCUCACAAAAACCCACCCAAUCCACCACAACCACCAUGACUUACAUCCCGGCGGAGUAACCCAAACAGAAGGCGCAGAAACCGAUGACGAAAACCAACAUCUCACCAUGACAGACCGCAUAGCCGACCGCAUGGCCAAACACCUCGAAGCCUCCGAACUCGACGACGCCCUCUCCGCCGAACAAGCCGGCGAUUUCGAAGAACGCGACAUCCACUUCUACAACUUCCUGCUCGCUCGCGAGACCCAAAGAUUGCUCAAAGACCUCAACACCUCACCCCCAAAACGCUACGAAUGGGGAGAGUGGGAAUACUUUNUGAAACUCAUGGCCAAUGAUGCGGACGCCACAGAUCUCAAUGGCGAUAUAUUGGUGCCUGAGGAAUUGCGACUGCCGGAAACCAGAGAGGAGUGGAAGAGGAAACAUGUCGAUCAUAGGUGGUCGUGGUUGAGUAGGGCUAGUCCUUUGAUGGGCCACAAGUCUGAGACAGAGUGGAUACUAGAAAGACUGGGGGCGUGUUUGGAGAGAGAGUUGAGGGAGUCGAGGUUGUUGCCGUAUCGAACUCGAGAGGAGAGGAGGAAGCCGCCAGUGAGUUUGUAUGAUAUGAUAAGGAGGGGCAAGAACAAGCAACAAGGCGAUGACAACGCU
Aureobasidium musti is the source of this 2137-nucleotide messenger RNA. The record is from the annotation of a GenBank genome assembly. NCBI's taxonomy places the organism in Eukaryota, Fungi, Ascomycota, Dothideomycetes, Dothideales, Saccotheciaceae.